AUGGGGGACAAGGGCUACUCAAGCUUUCAGAAGAGCCCGAUACGGGGCCGCCCCAAUGUCAGCAAACUGGUGCCGAAGAAGCUGACGCGCACGACCACUGAUGACUCCCAGACUGCCAUCAACCGUGUGGUCCACGAAGCCUUGGCGCGUGGAGGCACAGUGUCUUCGCCUGAGGUUGCUGAGGAGGUGCAGCAGAGGGUGGCUUUGGUGUUGCAGGCAAAGGAGGACGAGCUCACAGGCAAAAUCACACACCAACAGCGCUUGCAGCUGAUCAAGCUGGUGGCUACACUGUCAGCAGAGGAGUAUUUUGAGGAAGCGAGGCGACUGCAGAGCUCAGCCCGACAGGAUGCAGAGCAGAAGGUCAUAUCGAGCUCGAUGCUGCCAGUCAUCUGGCGGCGGAUGCUUUGCAGCUACUUUCUUGGCCAGGAGGAGGUUCUGGGCCUUGGAGCCUGCUGCCGCUUUCUGCGACAGGACCAUGCGCUUGGUCUCCAGAGUUUCGUGCUUCCAAGCCACCUAGAAGGUUUGGAAGACACAGUGAGCACAGCACCCUUGGCAAUGAAGCCGCUGCCUCUGCCAGCGCUGAAGCGGCUCGUGUCGAAGUUCCGCUAUGCACAGAAGCUAGUUUGCGGCACGAGAUGUUGCCGUCUUCAGGAUUCCGAUCUGGAGCUUCUACCAUUGGCCCAGCUCAGGGUCCUGGACCUUAGCUUCUGCUACAACUUGACUGAAGAAAAGCUGCUGGAGGGCCUGCGCUCUACUCUCUGCCUCUCAGACUUGAGCCUCCGGGGCUGUUCGCAGCUCACAUCACCUGGCACAGACGAAGUCCUUGCAGACUUGCAGGGCCUGGCCUCUCUGGAUGUACGUGGCUGCAGCAACCUAUGCAGUGAAAGUAUGAUGCGCAUGACUGCAGAGAACCUGAAGCAAUUGACAACAUUGAGGUUUGGUUACACCUGUACACCUCAACUCUGGCCGGAGCACCAGGCAAUGCCCUUGGAGACCUUUUCCUCGGAGGCCUUCGCCGCCCUUGGGUCAAGCCACUCCCGAUUGCAGUGCUUGGAGCUGGACAUUGGUCUCAUGGCUCGUUGGGUGAACCGAGCAGAAGCACGUGUCGUGGACGAUGCCGUCGUGUCUUUGCUGUGCCUGAAGCACCUUCAGGCCCUCAUGCUGUGGAACUGCAAGGACCUCCAGCGGAUGACUUUUCGGAGAAUCCUGGACCGGCUUGGCGAUGACAUUGACACGGUUAGCAUCGACGACUGCUACCACGAACACGAUGCCUACUUCCAUGUCAUCCCAAGCGACUGGGGCAUCCGCACUGCACAGGACUUGGGCAAGGGCCUGAGGUCAGAGGCAAUGCUGCCGCCUUUCGGCUCAACAGCGGGACGUGCCGUCCUCAUCGGGCAAAAUGUUGCCCGGGAUCCGGAAGUCGUGUUGGCGAACACAGUCCAGCCACUCGUGGACAAGGGCUGCCAGCCGACCUUGCUCGUGCUGCACGGCGAAGGACAGUAUGAUGGGAUCAUUCAGCUGGCAAGUGACCGAACGGCGGAGAUUGAGCUCUUGACAUCCAUCAACAUACCGGACGACUUUUUGGAGAACUUCUGUUGCUCGAUGCUGAAGCGGUGUCCGCUACUGAGGAGGCUCGGCAUCCGCACAAAGGGUGCGAUGAUGUCUCUGGGUCAGCUCCGCGGAUAUGAAGCGCUUCUGAAGGUCCUGGCAGAGCAAUGCCAGCAACUCGAAGUCUUUGACACAUGGUUGAUAACCAGCUUCGAAAGCCUCACUAGCAGGCAGACAUUCAGGGGACCUGUGGUCGAAUACUAUGACGGGAACCCGAACUCUGCUUUGGCAUCUCCUCCUUCUGUGCACUACGAUACAUUACGCGACUUCUUUGGAUCGUGCCCCCGCCUGGCCGCCGUGCGCUUGAUCAUGCCCGCAGCAGCACAGGACCGGCUCGCUUUUUGGAGAUUUUGCUCCGAUGCCGGCUUCCCGCAGAGCUCCUUGAUCCUGGGACAGGAGCCGACACCCCGAAACCUCCCGCGGCCAGUUGUCGAGGUCGAGGCUGAAGAGCUGAAGAUCUUGCGGCAGCUGGACCCGGCACCGGUCACUGAGCUGGCGAUUAUGAAGGGUUGUCCGCUGACGACGGCUAUGGCAGGCGAGAUCUUGCGGUUCACACAGCUCCGAAGGCUUGGGCUGCAGCAGAUGCACAGCUGGCCUGUGCUUCGGGAGCUCCUCGUGCCCCUCGCAGAGCACUGUCCGGACAUAGAGGAGCUAUGGCUCGACGACAUCAUAGUUUCUGAAGAGGAAGGGGAGGUUUUUGUGGAGGCCUUGCAGAGGUUCAGACUCCGCAGCUUGCGCAUCGGAAAGCUGGUGCCGGAGAGCGUGGAGCAGAUGCUGGUGCAGGCGCUGCCAGGCUUGGUGCAGCAGAACCGGAGAACCCUUCAGAAUCUCGCAUGCAGCGGAGAGCUUGGCAGCCAGGUGCUGUGCUCACUGGCAGCCAAGGCCCCACAACUUCGCAGCCUUUCCGUCCGUGUGAGUCCGAGCCAAGACAAGAACGGAAAGGACAAGGAGGUUUGCUCUGACUUCGCUGGUAGCCAGGAAGAGCUGUUGCUGAAGCUCGUGGCAAGACGUCCCAAGCUUGAGGAGCUUGAGAUCGCCUGGGUGAGGCCACCGGACAACAACAAGCAGAGUGAGGAACAGGAGAGGCGGACGCUCUCGCAGGUGCUCCACCAGGGGCCGCAGCUGGUGGACUUGGGCUGCACGAACAUCACCUGCUACACAGGGCUGCAGUACAGCGACGGGCAUGAGUACACUCCUCAACCGGAUUCCGACGACAGUGACGACAGUGACUAG
This is a messenger RNA of Symbiodinium sp. CCMP2592, 2841 nucleotides long. Lineage: Eukaryota; Dinophyceae; Suessiales; Symbiodiniaceae. The record is from the annotation of a GenBank genome assembly.